GAAGAUAUUAGAGACUCCACGGAAACAUAGCAGAAAAUCCCACCAUGCCAAACUACAAACUCACUUAUUUUAAUAUGAGGGGGAGAGCGGAAAUUAUUCGAUAUAUAUUUGCAUAUUUGGACAUAAAGUACGAAGACCACAGAAUAGAACAAGCUGAUUGGCCUGAAGUCAAAUCAACUCUUCCAUUCGGUAAAAUACCCAUUUUGGAAGUCGAUGGACUUAACCUUCACCAGAGCCUAGCAAUAGCAAGAUACCUGACCAAAAACACAGAUCUGGCUGGAAAAACAGAACUGGAACAAUGUCAAGCUGAUGCGAUUGUGGACACAUUGGAUGAUUUCAUGUCACGUUUUCCUUGGGCAGAGAAAAAACAAGACAUAAAAGAUCAGAUGUUUAAUGAGCUUCUUACAUAUGAUGGACCUCAUCUUCUGCAAGAUUUGGACACAUACUUAGGGGAAAAAGAGUGGCUCAUUGGUAACUCUGUAACUUGGGCAGAUUUCUACUGGGAAAUUUGCAGCACCACACUUUUGGUCUUUAAACCUGACUUGCUGGAUAACCAUCCUAGAUUGGUAACAUUAAGGAAGAAAGUUCAAGCCAUUCCUGCCAUCGCUGACUGGAUACAACGAAGGCCCCAAACCAAACUCUAGGUGACAAUUGCUACCUCCAAGCUUUACUGUUCUUCACAGCAUCGCUUCCAUCAGAUAAGCUACAGCAGCCAUGUAACCCACACACUCCCUUCCCCAGCUCCAUCAAGACUUUCACUCUUUCCAUAUUCUGCUUAAGCAAACAAACAA
Messenger RNA from Lynx canadensis (Canada lynx), 791 nucleotides. RefSeq names its product hematopoietic prostaglandin D synthase (gene HPGDS). The record is from RefSeq and is a predicted model, not a curated record. Lineage: Eukaryota; Metazoa; Chordata; Mammalia; Carnivora; Felidae. Gene Ontology annotation, molecular function: glutathione transferase activity. The coding region runs from base 45 to 644 and encodes 199 amino acids. The transcript has 6 exons. Gene Ontology annotation, biological process: glutathione metabolic process.